AAAGCAUUCACACAAUAAUAGCUCUAAAAUUAAGAAUAAGUGAUUGGGCUACUUGGUUGUUUAAGAUAUUUUUUUUCCAACUGAGAAAAAAACAUAAAAACAUGAGUUAUUUGGCUACUUACCUGGUCGGUCCCACUUUAGAUAAGACAGGUUAAAUGUGACCCAUGAACCAAAUUGAAUUUAGAUCCAAAUUUCCUUUAUAACCAAAAACAAUUACCAAGUUUUAUUGAAUAAAUAUGUUGAAGUUUUGUAGUAAUUCACCAAAAAAAUACCAAUGCUUUUCUCCUCUGGCCUGCAUCUUUAAACCCUGGCGUGCAUCUAUUAUUGUUGACAUCAAAACCAUGCCGGUGUGGACUUACUAAAGUCAAAGGCUCAUCUCAUCAUACAUUCAUGCAGUAUGCAUGAGUCUUUUACAUGAAACAAGACAAACUUCAGAGCUCCGUGGAACAAUGAGGGGAGCUGCAAUCAAAAGCUCUCGGGCUUCCGCUGGUUCUAUCAGCCCUGCUGAUCUCAAACCAGAAUGCACAGCCCAGGUAUCAGAACCCUCACCUGAUUACUCUUUACAGAGACCUGCUUGUGAGCCAUUCAGACUCAUGAAAUAUUGAACGGCUGGAGUUUCCGUUUCACCCCCGGUGAAGGAGGGAAGAGCUCAGAGAGGGGCAGACAGGCGGACGGGCACAACCAACACAGUGGAAGAAAAAAAAAAAGGCUGACAACAGAGGGAUUAAGAGGAAAUAAAACAUCAGGCACCCUGGGAGGCGGACACAUGAGCAGGGAUGGAGGGAGAGGAAACGGAAAGCUGCGGUGAGAUGGCCGUCUUCCAGGCUGAAAGUGCACCUCAGAGCUGCAGUGAGAAAAGUGAUGAGUCCAUAAACCACCAGAAGCCACAGGAGGACAACGCCGGAGUCAGUGACAGAGAGGCGGAGGAGGACGAAUGCAUCAGGGGUGCAGAGUUGUUGCCACAGGAGACUCCGACAGGCACAAACACACAGGGAGAUGAUGACCGCCUUCUAUUGUCACAUCUGUCAGCAGACGAAGAGACAGCCGCCCCUGCAGUCACUUCUCAUCAGCCCGACGUGCAACAUAAUCCACCGGAGCCAUGCUGGUAUUGUCUGAGGUCCCUCGACUCAGAGUAUUUACCGGAAGCCACCAAGCAGCAAGACUCUGACCCCGCAUCGCCAACUAGUGGUCAGAAGGUGAGCUACCAGACAGACCCUCGGCCUCACUUUGGUGUGGCUUGUUCCUCCCACUCCACAUGCAGCUCCCUGUGGGGCAGCGAGGGGCCCUGCUGGGGACAAAGAAACCAGGAGGAUCUGGAUCAGACGGACACUUGUCCUCACUGCCAUAUAGGCUUGGCCCCGGACACUCUGCGGUGGCACGAGGCAAAGUGUCUGCUGUUUGAUGGAUCGAAGAACUCGAAAUAAUAAACCAUCAUCAGAGGAAAAUUUUCAGUUUGUGUUUUGUCCUGGUAGAUCUUAGAUUAGGUGCUGGAUUUUAGACAAGAUGAAGGGAAGAUAAGAUAAAUAGAUCAAAUAAAGCUAAUUUAAUAUCAAAUGAAGUAAUUAAUUUUGGGAUAUUUUCUUUUGAAUAAAAUAUUUAAGUGUUAA
Molecule: messenger RNA, 1607 nt
Organism: Oryzias melastigma (Indian medaka)
Lineage: Eukaryota; Metazoa; Chordata; Actinopteri; Beloniformes; Adrianichthyidae
Exons: 6
Coding region: 777-1424 (215 amino acids)
Source: RefSeq, a predicted model, not a curated record